Topomyia yanbarensis is the source of this 2216-nucleotide messenger RNA. RefSeq names its product mitochondrial-processing peptidase subunit beta (gene UQCR-C1). The transcript has 5 exons. Gene Ontology annotation, biological process: protein histidyl modification to diphthamide. The record is from RefSeq and is a predicted model, not a curated record. NCBI's taxonomy places the organism in Eukaryota, Metazoa, Arthropoda, Insecta, Diptera, Culicidae. Gene Ontology annotation, molecular function: metal ion binding; metalloendopeptidase activity; 2-(3-amino-3-carboxypropyl)histidine synthase activity. Gene Ontology annotation, cellular component: mitochondrion. Bases 79 to 1998 code for a protein of 639 amino acids.
CGACACGAGUAAACGAUCCUGGUUUUGCGUUUUAAUUUCUAAUUAUUAAACGUUUCGUAAUUGUGUGUAAAACCGACUAUGACGACAGCGGUAUUUAGUUCCAGUGAUGUGGCUGUACUUGAGCGACAGGUUGAACUGGACCAGACCGAACACCUAACGGAAGAUCUCAACCUGCAGAGUUUUUGGGAUCAUCAAGAGUUGAAAGGUUGCGUGGAUUGGAUCCAGACAAAUAACCUUCGAAAGAUAUGCCUGCAGUUCCCGGAUGUACUACUGCCAUUCUGUACGACAGUGCUCGAACAACUCCAGCAGGAGAUUGCUUCGCUGGAACUGUUCAUAUUGGGGGAUACAUCGUACGGAAGUUGUUGCGUGGAUGAGAUUGCUGCUUCGCACGUAAACGCUGAUGGUGUGAUCCAUUUUGGACACGCUUGCCUCAGCCGUUCCGUUCGUCUACCAACAAAGUAUGUUUUUCUCCGAGGACAACUGGAUACCGAACGUUUUGAGGCUGCUGUUCGCGAACGGUUCUCUGAUCCAGAUGCUGAUCUUGCCGUGUUUUAUGAUGUUAGCUACGCUCACUGCAUCAGUAAGAUUGAAAGUGCGAUGAAAGAUUACUAUAACAAACUGACGAUUGCUCAACUGGCCACCCGCCUGAAAUCCUCGAACGCCGCCGACUUCCGUGCUGCUCUGGUCAACGUUCCGCCCACUGAAACAACCCAGCUGGACAGUGGACUGCGUGUAGCUAGCGAGGAUUCCGGUUCGCAGACGGCAACCGUUGGUCUUUGGAUUGAUGCCGGAUCCCGGUACGAGGACAAUCGCAACAAUGGCGUUGCUCAUUUUCUGGAACAUAUGGCAUUCAAGGGUACUGCCAAGCGUUCCCAGACCGAUCUGGAGCUGGAAGUGGAAAACAUGGGUGCCCAUCUGAAUGCGUACACAUCUCGCGAACAGACCGUUUUCUACGCCAAGUGUUUGUCGAAGGAUGUCCCGAAAGCGGUGGAGAUUCUGUCGGAUAUUAUUCAAAACUCUAAGCUGGGAGAGGCGGAGAUCGAACGGGAACGCGGUGUUAUCCUGCGCGAGAUGCAAGAAGUCGAAAGCAAUCUACAGGAGGUCGUUUUUGAUCAUCUCCAUGCUACCGCCUACCAGGGAACUCCGCUUGGCAAUACCAUUCUGGGACCUACCAAGAACAUCCAAUCUAUUGGCAAAUCGGAUCUGCAAGCGUAUAUCGAUUCGCACUACAAGGCCCCUCGUAUCGUACUGGCUGCGGCCGGUGGAGUCAAGCAUAACGACCUGGUAAGGUUGGCUGAGUCCAGUUUGGGCAAGGUCGGUAGCACUUUCGAUGGUAAGGCUCCGCUGCUGUCGCCAUGCCGAUUCACCGGAUCAGAGGUUCGCGUUCGUGAUGAUUCGCUUCCUCUUGCCCAUGUUGCCAUUGCCGUUGAGGGUUGUGGCUGGACGGAUCAGGACAAUGUUCCACUGAUGGUUGCCAAUACUUUGAUCGGAGCGUGGGAUCGUUCGCAUGGAGGCGGUGCCAACAAUGCUUCGAAACUGGCAGCUGCCGCGGCCGAGGAUAAUCUCUGCCAUAGCUUCCAGUCGUUCAACACCUGCUACAAAGAUACCGGCUUGUGGGGAAUCUAUUUCGUGUGCGACCCUCUCAAAUGCGAGGAUAUGAUGUUCAACCUGCAGAACGAGUGGAUGCGCUUGUGCACCAUGGUUACGGAAAGCGAAGUCGACCGUGCCAAGAAUCUGCUCAAAACCAAUAUGCUGCUGCAGUUGGAUGGAACGACUCCAAUUUGCGAGGACAUUGGUCGCCAGAUGUUGUGCUAUAACCGUCGCAUUCCGUUGCACGAACUGGAGAAGAGGAUUGACAGCGUUACUGCCCAAAACGUACGCAGCGUUGGGAUGAAAUACAUUUUCGAUCGUUGCCCGGCAGUUGCUGCCGUUGGACCAGUGGAGAACCUGCCCGAUUACAUGCGUAUUCGUGGUUCGAUGUCCUGGGUCCGAGUGUAAACGACCACAGAUUCUUGGGUCCGAGCUGAGAGGAGGUAUAUAAUUUCUAUUGGUAGCCAAAAACGAAAUCAAACAACAAAGGAGCGAUGUUUACGUUACCCCAAAAUAAAUAACUGGGUGUACGUUCAGAGGAAUAUUCCCGGGCAAGUCCUUCAAGGAAGAGACGAAUAAUUCAAUAGUUUUUGCUGUAAACCUAAUAAAAUAGCACGAAACAGAAA